AAUUUAAUUUUUGGCCUGAUCAAGGAGCAUCAUCGAUUCGGUUGUAGUCCACGUACAGGUUUCUGUCCAUGUUCUACUAAAAAUCGUCUAUGCCUAAAUUGUGGUCGAAUUGAACCACGUGAAUGUGAGUGUCCAUGUCAAUGCCCUAUUGAAUUGGAUCAGAAUUAUUGGGUGAAUAAUCCAAUUCAAGAGCAGAAUGAAGAUAUCUACGCGUAUCAAACAGUUUUAAAAACCUCUAAUCUCAAUCAUACUGUUUAUUCAGUUGAGAAGAAGAAGUUAGGAUUUACUAAGAAACAUGCAAAUAAAACUGGUAGUCUGUUGGAUGAAAGUCAACCUGAAACUUCAGCGUUUAAAACAAUAUAUUCUUAUCCUCCAUGUUUACAAACCUUGGAAAUGGAACCUGUGAGUGCUGUAUCGUUUCAUUUUGAUCCGUAUAUCUUUACUACUUCAUCAGUGUCUUCAUUUCAUAAAAUCAAUGAGGUGCCACCAUGUCCUAUGAAUAAUGAACACUUUAUGUCUAAUGAACAUAUUAUAUCUGAUCAAAAUCAAUUAGAUCAUCAACGACAUCAACAACAACAUGAAUCUAUUGAGGAAGUUAAUCCUGAACACACUGAUCAUGCAUAUAUCAAUCGACAGAUCAAUUAUGGUGCAAAUAAUAAUAAUUAUCAUAACCCACAUGCUAAUGAUGAACAGCCUUUAUCGCGUUGUUCACAGCGUUCACGUUUAACGUGUUCAUCAACUGUUGGUUGUGAAUGGUGCAUGAUGACACUGAAUAAUGAACAGCUGUUGGAGCAUCCAUUUUGUGCUCCAAUCUCAGUUUGUUUCAAUGGAGUAGUCGGUGUGAAUACGCCAAAUUCAAAUUAUGGUCCAUAUGAAAGUGAUUUUUCAUCACUUGAUAAUAAUGUGAAUAAUCUUAAUAGUUAUACCUAUGCUAUUCGAAGUCGUCAGGAAUCUUUAGAGUUGAAAAAAUUCUCUGAAUUUCAAAGCAAAAUGUCAUCUUUAUCCAAAUCUCAGAUGUUAGAAGAUAGUUCAACUGUUCAUGAUGGAAGAGUAUUACCAGCUUCUCUACCGAUUUUGCGUACUCAGUCAUCAUCAGUAGCAGAAACUUCACAUUCAAUGUCCAAUAGUCCAAUCAGUGUAUACAAUCGAAAGGUGUCACAUGAUUUACUAGCAUUAUUUUCAAGACAUUCGGAGAAAAUGUCUAGUCGAAAAAUUAUUUCAGCUGAUUUUUAUCCAGAUUUGUAUAAUUCGUUGAAAUUGUUAUCUUCAUCUAACAAUAAUAAUAAUAAUGGUAUUGAUGAGAAUGAUGAAUUUAUCCGCCAAUAUCCACAUUCAUUCAUUAUAACAAAUCCUGUCGGUUCAGUGAUUGGUGGAGUAUUAGUUACAUUUAUUAUUUUUCUGCUGAUCAUUUAUACUAUUAAAUAUCGUCGACGUCUACGUGAACGUUUCAUGCCGAAUUGUUUAAACACGGGGAAUCGUGUAGUGAAUGUUUUGCCGCCAAUGGAGAGUGAAGCUGAGGCGGUUAGUUUAAAUACUUCAUCGGUUAAUUCACAUUGUGAUAAGUAUUCAUCAAAUAAUCAACAAAACUCAGAUCCUACCGAUCAAUGUCCACGUUUCAAUCAUCAUUUAGACAGCAAUAAUAAUCAAUCUCAACCACCACCACCUCCGCCCCCAGCACCUGCUUUAGUUUGUAUUUCCAAUGAAUCAGUUGAUGAUGGAGAUAAUGACGAAGAAGGAACAACCUGUGUAAAUUCCUCCGAUGAACAACCUUCAUCAACUGGUAUUGGUCCAAGUGAUACAGAGAGUACAAGUCAGGUUUAUGAAAAUCAACAAUUAGGUAACAGUGCUAAUCAAUCUUCUGUUAUUGCCGCUGUUGCUUCUUCUUCUAGUACCACUACUACUAAUAAUACUACUACUGACAAUAUCGAAAUGAGUAGUAUAAAUAAAUAUCCCGAAUCAACAAUACUAUCACCAUAUUGGAUUGUAGAGAAUUGUUUACAAAAGGUUAAAUAUUUAAUGAAUACUUAUGAAAUGCAUACUAUGAACCAUCAAACAAUGUUCGGUAGUGAACUUUCAAAACUACACAGUGAACUGUUACUCUCAAAGGAUAGACUGUGUGCUACGAAUUGUGCAAUCCCACCAAAUCCAUAUCAUACAAAUUCACUAACUAAUAAUACUUCAACAGUUCAGGUUGGUAGUGGUGGGGGUGGUGGUGGUGAUCGAUUAUCGACAACACAGUUGACACCCGGUGGAUAUUGUAAUAUAAUACUAUCAUCACAGCACACUGAAUCGCUACCGUACGAUCAACCGAGUGAAUUUGGAGAUUCUGCUGUCGGUAGUGAUUGUGCUACAGCUCCAUCCUGUGCAUCUUCAUCAUCCUCGUCGAAUAUGAAACAUGUUUGUUCUAAAACGAAAAACACCCUUGAAAAUGACUGUUGUCUACAUGAACAAUACCACCACCAUCAACAACAACAACAGCAAGGAAAAUCGCAACAUCAUCGUAUUGGUGCCAGUGGAAAAGUCUAUAUCGAUUCCGUUGUGCAUGGAACAGAUAGGCUUAUAAAAUAAGCAACAGUUGAUGUUUCGGAACAUCGGGGGAUCUGCUUCUUUUGUGCAUUUAUUUACCUUCAUAAAUGAAGCAGUUGCCAUCACCCUUACUACUAGUAGUAGUACUUAUUUUAUUCCUCAUCAGUAGUAUAUUUACAGUUCCAGUGCAAUUAAUAUAAUAUUCAUUAUUUAAUCUUGACAUACAUAUUUUUUUAUUAGUAUGUAUAUUUCAGCAUUAUUAUUAUGCAUUUAUGUUUCAAUAACCGGUAACUGUUUUUA
This is a messenger RNA of Trichobilharzia szidati, 2826 nucleotides long. NCBI's taxonomy places the organism in Eukaryota, Metazoa, Platyhelminthes, Trematoda, Strigeidida, Schistosomatidae. The record is from the annotation of a GenBank genome assembly.